CCCGACACAAUCUCUCCUCCCUCACAUCAACUCAUCAAGCACAAAUUAUCAUGCAUUUCAUCAACAUUCUCGCCGUCUUCCUCUCAGCCACCGUCCUCAAGGCCGGCGCCGCUCCCGUCAUCGAAGACACGGCCGCCCUCGAGGCCGCUUUCGCCGCGCCCAACGCCAACAUCACCGAGCUCCUCUGUAUCCACGGCCACACCGUCCUUGCCGGUGUCCCUCUCCCGACCAGCGCCUACGACAAAGUCUUCUCUGCUGGCAGCGUCGAGUGCAAGACCUCGUGGACGUCUCCGACCUACACCGAAAUCGUCGCCGC
Molecule: messenger RNA, 316 nt
Organism: Tricharina praecox
Lineage: Eukaryota; Fungi; Ascomycota; Pezizomycetes; Pezizales; Pyronemataceae
Exons: 2
Source: RefSeq, a predicted model, not a curated record